Messenger RNA from Mesorhabditis belari, 3117 nucleotides. Lineage: Eukaryota; Metazoa; Nematoda; Chromadorea; Rhabditida; Rhabditidae. The record is from the annotation of a GenBank genome assembly.
AUGCUUAUGGAUCCAAUGGGAGGUAUUGUCAGGACAAAUGACGGGAACGCGAUUUUGAGAGAAAUCACGGUUAAGCACCCGGCAGCAAAAAGCAUGAUUGAUAUUGCUAGGACUCAGGAUGAAGAGACUGGAGAUGGUACAACUUUGGUGAUAGUUCUUGCUGGAGAAAUCAUGUCGAAAGCCCACGUCUUUUUGGAGCAACGCAUUCAUCCAACUAUCAUUAUUCAGGCAUAUCUUCAAGCUCUUGAAGAUAUGGUUAAAUUAGCGGAAACCAAUAAGGCGCGUGAAAAGGCCAAGAAGCCAACCACAAACGCAGUACCGCAUCACAAGAGGGGAAACAAGAACAACUUGCAGAAGGUAGCUUCAAAGGAAGAUGAGGAGGGUGGAGAAAAUGCCGAUCCGAAGGGGGCAGCUCCUCCUCCCGAUGCUAAGACUCCAGCACCCUCUACCGCGCUACCUUUGGGUCGGAUCAAGAUAGAAGUCAUUAUUACAACGCUCUUCCGGCAAAAAGUUAAAUGGAAGGCAACUGCUUCCAUCAAGAUGGCAACCGCCGUCGAAACGAUGAUCGAAAAGAUCGAUGAGGUGAAGAGUCGACUUGGAAGAACCCUUGGAACUCCGAUGAGGUUACGUGAUUUGAUUCGACAAGUUCGAGCCGCGAGAACGAUGGCUGAAGAACGAGCGGUGGUGGAUAGAGAAAGUGCCAACAUUCGGGAAAGCUUUCGUGAUGACGAAUCUCCUUGGAAGUGCCGAAACAUCGCAAAGCUUCUUUACAUUCACAUGCUUGGAUAUCCUGCUCAUUUUGGACAGAUGGAAUGUAUGAAACUAGUUGCUCAACCACGUUUCACCGACAAACGAAUCGGAUACCUCGGUGCAAUGCUACUUUUGGACGAGCGAAGUGAAGUACAUUUGCUUGUCACAAACUCUCUCAAAAAUGAUCUCAAUUCGCAAACGCAAUUUGUUACUGGACUUGCUUUGUGCACUCUUGGAUCGAUUUGCUCGUCUGAAAUGUGCAGAGAUUUGGCUAACGAGAUUGAAAGGCUUGUGAAAAGUAGCAAUGCUUACAUCAAAAAGAAGGCAGCACUUUGCGCAUUUCGAAUUGUGCGAAAAGUUCCAGAGCUAAUGGAGGUCUUUAUCAGUUGCACUCGUUCAUUGUUGGGCGAAAAGAACCACGGUGUUCUGAUGGGUGCCACGACGCUUGUGACAGAAAUGUGUGAAAGGAGUCCCGAUGUGCUGAAUCAUUUCAAAAAGUUAGUGCCGAGCUUGGUGAGAAUUCUCAAAAAUCUUCUUAUGAGUGGCUAUUCACCAGAACACGAUGUCACCGGAAUCAGCGAUCCAUUUCUUCAAGUGAAACUUCUGCGUUUGCUACGUGUUCUCGGCAAAGAUGAUCCAAAAGCGACCGAAGAAAUGAAUGAUAUUCUUGCUCAAGUUGCUACGAACACUGAAACCGCUAAAAAUGUUGGAAAUGCUAUUCUCUAUGAAACGGUGCUCACAAUUAUGGAGAUUCGUAGUGAAAGUGGCUUGCGUGUGUUGGCCGUUAACAUUCUCGGACGUUUCUUAUUAAAUCCGGAUAAGAACAUUCGCUAUGUUGCUUUGAACACAUUAUUGAAGACUGUCGCUGUCGAUUAUCAGGCUGUGCAGCGUCAUCGCACAACUGUUGUCGACUGUUUGAAAGAUCCGGACAUUUCGAUUAGAAAACGUGCUAUGGAACUUUGCUUUGCGCUCAUCAAUAAGACGAAUAUUACUCACAUGACAAAGGAAAUUUUGAUAUUCUUGGACACAGCUGACCCGGAAUUCAAAUCCGAAUGUGCUUCGAAAAUGUAUGUUGCAACAGAACGCUUCUCUCCAUCGCAGGAAUGGCAUCUUGAUACGAUGAUUAAAGUGCUCGAAUUGGCCGGCAAUCAUGUUCCGGAUGAAGUGGUCUCCUGUAUGAUUCAACUAGUUUCUUCGCAUCCUUCCAUUCAACAUUAUGCUGCUGUUCGACUUUUCCGAUCGAUUCAAGCUCAAGAUGUCACAAAUGCUCAACCGUUGUUACAAGUCGCAUUCUGGUCUAUUGGAGAAUUUGGAGAUUUGCUUCUACAGCCGAGUGAUGAUGACUCGUCGAGGAUAGAGGAAGGGGAGGUUGUGUCUGUGUUUGAGCUUGUCAUUCCCUCCACUCUUACGUCGUUGGUUACAAAAUGUUACGGAGUAACAGCCCUGGCAAAGCUCGCAACGCGAUUCUCGUCAACUCUCCCACGGGUUCAGGCUUUGAUUGGAGCAAACCAGGCGCACAUUCACUUGGAGUUACAACAAAGAUCUAUUGAGUUCAAUCGCGUGGUUGAUGCUGGAGAUUUAAAGUUUGGUCUACUUGAACGGAUGCCGAUCAUUCAACAAAACUCACUGAAUGCCGCUGCUGCUCCGAUUGAUGAAAGCAUGAUGGAGGUGACAACCAACUCGAACGAUGGUGGAAACUUGAUCACGACGAAUGCGGACCUUUUGGGCGGCCUCUCGUUGGAUUCGAAUUCUAUGCCUGGUGUACAAGCAGCUCCAUCUCUGAAUGCUGGCAAUGAUCUUUUCGAUUUGAUUGGUGGUGGAGGAAUUCCAAGCUCUUCUGGACCUGCUACCAUCGCUAAUGGUCUAGACGAUUUGCUUGGAGGAGCUCUUGGUGGAUUGUCGGUGUCGAACCCGCUAUCAACGGCAAACAUUUCACCAAAUCCAUCAACAAACGCGGAUCCAUUUGACUUUUUAGGAGGAGGAACUACACAGAAAAGUGCACCGCCCUCAAAUCCCGGAGUUAUGGCAUUGAAUUCAAAUGGAAUUGAGGCUAAGCUUGUUGUUGAGAAAGAUUUUAUUGGAGGCCAACCAGCCGAACUACUGCUUUCCGUGGUCAACAAUAAUUCAGCAAAAGUCGAGAAUUUCGUUUUUCAAGCCGCCGUUACGAAAGCUUAUCAAGUCGAGCUUCAAGCUGCAUCUGGAAGCGAUCUUGGUUUGAAUGGUGCUCAACCACAAAUUACUCAACGAAUGCGCAUCAAAAAAGUGGCGGAUGGACAAACGUUGCGAAUGCGUACUCGGGCAACUUUCACCCUCAAUGGCUCAUCGAUCACCAUUCAAGGAGAAGUUAACUCGCUGCCUGGUCUAUCU